This is a messenger RNA of Ruditapes philippinarum (Manila clam), 557 nucleotides long. RefSeq names its product carnitine O-palmitoyltransferase 1, liver isoform-like. Lineage: Eukaryota; Metazoa; Mollusca; Bivalvia; Venerida; Veneridae. The record is from RefSeq and is a predicted model, not a curated record. Gene Ontology annotation, molecular function: carnitine O-palmitoyltransferase activity. Gene Ontology annotation, biological process: carnitine metabolic process; fatty acid metabolic process. The transcript is spliced from 3 exons. The coding region runs from base 108 to 503 and encodes 131 amino acids. Gene Ontology annotation, cellular component: mitochondrion.
UAUGUGAAUGCUUACUUUUGUAUAUUUUCAGGGCAUUUCUAGACAAGUCUGUUGACAAGGCGACAAAAAUAAAACUGCUACAAAAGGCAUGUGAAGUACAUGUCAGGAUGUAUAAAGAUGCUAUGAAUGGGAAGGGUAUUGACAGACAUUUGUUUGCACUUUAUGUCGUAAGCAAAGGUCUUGAUUAUGACUGUCAUUUUCUGAAGAAAUGUUUGAGCAUUCCAUGGACACUAUCAACUAGUCAACAGCCUCAACAACAACUGGUCUCUUCUCCAAGUUGUGAUAUACCUGAGUACAGGGAUAAGGUAAGCCCAGGUGGUGGAUUUGGUCCGGUAUCCGACGACGGAUAUGGUGUAUCGUACAUGAUUCCCGGAGACUUCAAAUUCUUCUUUCACGUCUCGUCGAAGAAGUCAACGAAAUGCACAGACUCCACGUCGUUCAUGAAUCAGCUCUUUGAAACCCUCGACGAGAUGAAGGAACUCUUCGAAAGCAAUGCAAAUUAAUGGCGACAUUUUAUAUCCUGUCUCAUGCAGCACAACUGAAGUUUUAUUUCAUUU